GACUGCUAAGGCUUCUUUUUCGGUAGCCGUGUACCGUUGUUGGGUGGUGCUAAUGGCGUUUUCGUUUAUUCCUAGAGCGAACCUAGGUUCGCCCUCGUUUCGCCCUAACCGCUGUCAAAACGUUUUUUUAUUCGAUAGAGUCAAACCCAGGUUCGCCCUAGAUCCGACCCAAACACGAACAGGUUCGCUCUGAACUUUUUUCGGGAUCCAACCCAGGUUCACCAAUACAUGCAAACACGAACUGUCAAACUCAAGUGUUUAUUUACUUUUGCACUGCAGAAGAAGGUGCACAAAAUUGUUCAAAAGUUUACUGACGAUGGACUUGAUAGAUUUAUUGGUCUCGAGCUCAUCGGAUGACUCUGAUUCCGACUCCGAGGUGCUUUUCAACAUAUUUUUUGGCACUCCAGGCGACCCAACAGUGAACAAAAUCCGAGUGGAAACCUUCGUAGAAGAUGUCAUUGAUAAAUACAGCGAUGAGCAGUUUCGCCAACAGUUCCGACUGAAGAAGAGUACUGCAGAGCAUCUAAUCGACCGAUAUCAAUCAUCGUCCUACGGUCGCAUUAACGAGGGAAGAGGAAGAAAAGGAAUUCCACCCAAGAAUCAAAUGCUAGCCUUCAUUUGGUUCAGCGCAAACAAAGAUUCAUACAGAGAAGUUUGUAAUCUUUUCAACAUGUCUGAAUCAACCUUCUUCAAUCAUCUGAAUUCAGUAUUGGAUUUUUUCUAUGACAUCUCCAAACAAGUCAUCGCCUUUCCUGAUACUGAUGAGGCAAAAGAACAAGUUGCGGCAGAUUUUAGAAAGCUAUCCAGAUUUGAGAAUGUCAUUGGCUGCAUCGAUGGUACCUACAUACCCAUCCGAAAACCAGCCAACAAGAUAAGAUCAACGUACAUCAAUAGGCACGAUAUGGUUUCAAUGACAGUUCAAGGAGUCUGUGAUGCUGAUCAGAAAUUCUUGGAUAUCUGUGUUGGGUCUCCAAGCAAAAUCCACGACUCCCGUAUAUUUACUCUAUCCCCGUUAAGUGACGAGUUGCCAGGGAUUUGUGACCAAAGAUAUCAUCUUCUUGGUGACGCAGCAUACCCUCUGCGCGAAUAUUUAUUAACACCCUACAGGAACGACGGACGAAUGAAUCGACAAAGGAGGAAAUAUAAUCUAAUGCAUGCUCAAACACGAGUCAAAAUUGAAAAUGCAUUUAGUUUAUUGAAAAAUCGGUUUAGACAACUUGUGCGACUGGAUUUUUUCACAGUGGAGAGAAUGUGCAAGUUUGUCAUGGCAUGUUGCGUAUUGCAUAACGUUUGCAUUAGUUUAAACGAUCACCUUGAGGACAUUCAGAACAUUCAGGACGGUUUAAAUAAUGAAGCUGAGGUAAGGAAUACAGCUGCCUAUCGCGAUCCAGAUAUCAGAGACGCUGCUCUUCGGAGACUUGGAGAAAUCAAGAGAGAUAAUAUAGCCAACAAUUUGUAAUAAGCAAAGCACAUUAGAUUCACAAUAAAAUGUCAUAUACAAAAUAUGCAAGAUAUCUAUCAAAAUCUGUACAAAAUGUAUCGCAAAUAUAUAAAAUAAAACUAACAGAAAACCACAAAUUGAA
Messenger RNA from Aedes aegypti (yellow fever mosquito), 1583 nucleotides. Its product is annotated as putative nuclease HARBI1. NCBI's taxonomy places the organism in Eukaryota, Metazoa, Arthropoda, Insecta, Diptera, Culicidae. The transcript has 5 exons. The record is from RefSeq and is a predicted model, not a curated record. The coding region runs from base 317 to 1459 and encodes 380 amino acids.